Messenger RNA from Mucor mucedo, 174 nucleotides. RefSeq lists its product as uncharacterized. The transcript has a single exon. Gene Ontology annotation, molecular function: protein binding. The annotation marks the transcript as partial. NCBI's taxonomy places the organism in Eukaryota, Fungi, Mucoromycota, Mucoromycetes, Mucorales, Mucoraceae. The record is from RefSeq and is a predicted model, not a curated record.
CUUAUGAAACCCGGACAACCAAUAAAGACAAUAGGUCGAAAUUUAGCUGGACUAUGGAGACCUUCUUUUGUAAAAGUAGAUCAACGAUUAUAUGUAUUUGGUGGCGGAGGUAAUGUCACUGAUGACUUGCACUAUCUUGAUUUGAAACAAAUGCGUUGGGAGACGAUUCAGGUU